This is a messenger RNA of Porites evermanni, 891 nucleotides long. The record is from the annotation of a GenBank genome assembly. Lineage: Eukaryota; Metazoa; Cnidaria; Anthozoa; Scleractinia; Poritidae.
GGGUUUGGGCUCGCUGCGUUUUUCAUAAUAGUUGGCAACAUUCUAACAAUGGUGGCCUUCUUUAGUUGCAAGAAGCUCUUCCACAUUCGUGCAAGCUUUUUCCUGAUCAACCUAGCAAUCGCUGAUUUACUUGUGGGUGCAGUUACAGUCCCUAUGUAUAUUGUCCUACUGUGCUAUCACCUGGAUAACGUCACAUAUCAAAGCAUUUAUACUGCUGUGGACAUUGCUUCAGGCUUUGCUUCGAUUUUUACAUUAACAGCCAUUGGUUUGGAGCGCCUUUACGCUUUUUGCCGGCCGCUUCGUCACCGUACCGUCUUCACGGACUCAAAAUACCUGCUGAUUAUUGGAGUGGUCUGGAUCUUGGCUUUCAUAGUCACCAUUUUACACCUUCUGUUUAAAUUUCGCGUCAUUAACUAUGACGUUUUCUUCUAUGUGAUGAUGUCAUCAUUGAGUUCAUGCUUGUUUUUUAUGUGUGUGUCAUACACAGGUAUUUGGAUCAGGGUUAGGUUUUAUUACAGUUCGCAACAUCGUCCAUCAGCGUCUGACAGGAAGGUAGCUAGGAUGCUUUUGAUCAUAACCUUAACCUUCAUUGUCACGUGGUUACCUUUUCAUUUGUUAAACAUAAUCAAUUUCUUCUGUAACCUUUGUUUCACCCAUAAGUUGCCACACGAUAUCCUAUUUUUCUGUAAGUUUCUUCAUUAUGCCAACUCGUUUUUGAAUCCAAUUAUUUAUUCAUUUCAAAUGCCCGACUUCAGAAUAGCCCUGGGUAGAUUACUUUGUAGAGAAUCAUACUCUGCGGAGGCUCUCCCAGAGGGACCCAGGAUAGAUCAUGAAGAGAUACCAUUAAAUAAUAUGGGAGAAACUAAAGAACAGAACAUCUCCGGAUUUUAG